This is a messenger RNA of Ostreococcus tauri, 1284 nucleotides long. RefSeq names its product Class II glutamine amidotransferase domain. The record is from RefSeq and is a predicted model, not a curated record. The coding region runs from base 1 to 1284 and encodes 427 amino acids. The transcript has a single exon. NCBI's taxonomy places the organism in Eukaryota, Viridiplantae, Chlorophyta, Mamiellophyceae, Mamiellales, Bathycoccaceae.
AUGCCCGGGCGCGUGGGGAAGUUUCUGUGCGUCGUCCCGCCGAAGACGCUCCGCGUGGACGUCGAGAGCGGACGCGCGACGCGCUCGGGGCCGGUGGAUGGGUUGGAGGAGGCGCUCGACGCGCUCGAGUUUAAAACGUCGAGGAGCACGCUGGACGGCGGUGGCGUCGCGAUCGGCGUCGGGCCGGGAAUUCAGGCGUUCACGGAUAAUGAAUUGAUCGUCUCGUUCGUCGGACACCUCACGAAUGUGGAUUAUUUGGCGUGGAGGUUGUUCUCGGACGAAGGGCGGAGGGGGGAGAGGGCGCCGAGCGCGCUCGAGGCGGCGCGACAGCUCGUGGGCGGGCGGUGCUUUGAGGCCGAGCUCGUGUGUCACCUGUAUAAGACGUUCGGGACGAAGGCUCUUCCCAAGCUCAGGGGGAAGUUUGCGUUCGUGGUGUUCGAUUCGAAGAGCGUGCGGGUGUUCGCGGCGAGAGACGCGAGCGGAGAGUACGAUUUAAAGUACGCUCGAGACGACGACGGCACCGUCGUUGUGGCGAAUUUUUCGGGGGCGAAUGAGAUGCUGCCGAGUCGUCGAGAUCUCUCGGAGAUUCCGCCGGGAUGCUACGUUUACGGGCAUCGAAAUAUGGUCCCCAGCCGCUUCGCAAAGACGCUAGCCGAAAAGAGCUCGGAGCUCGCCGCGGCGGCUGCAGCGGCCACGCGCGCGCUCCGCGGCCUCAACGUGAAGUCUCGCCGACCUCUCGACGUUCGACGCAUAUCUAGCGAUCACUAUGAACACGAAGACGUGCUGUGCGACGACAGAAAGCGCGCGCUUGAAGAUUUGGAUGGUGGGCACGAGUACGAGUCACACGAGAGGGCGAACGAGGAAGAGGACAUCGAACCGGGGACAGAGGAGGAUCACAGGACAGCAGAGGUCGUGGCUCUCAAGACUGCUAGCGCGGCGAUCAAACGCAUCGCGAGCGGUUACAACAUGUCCGGUAUGGUUCGCAUGGACGGUGUCAACGCACUCGCCGCCGUCGGCAUGGCGGACUCUGGAAAUCUGGACGGUUUCCAACUCGAUCGCGUACCUAGUCGUACUGGUUUGUUGAGCGACAUGGUCAAGGUUGCCUCAUUCGGCGAUCUCAACAAAGAGUACGCUAGAAAGGGGAGCAUCAGUGAUUUGAUGCACGCGGGUGUGUCGUCGCCGAAGAAGAGCGGUUUGGACAAACCAGACCGCCGCGCUUCUUGGACCGAUCUCACCGUUCUCGUGGCUUCGGGCGAAACCCGACAGGCAAACAGUGAUGAAUGA